Dovyalis caffra is the source of this 735-nucleotide messenger RNA. The record is from the annotation of a GenBank genome assembly. NCBI's taxonomy places the organism in Eukaryota, Viridiplantae, Streptophyta, Magnoliopsida, Malpighiales, Salicaceae.
AUGGAAGAAACAGGGAAAGAUACGGAGAAGCCAGAUCAAUUUAGAGAAGGCGACAUCAGUACUGCUCAUCGAAUGGGUGAUGGAACAAGCUUGGAGUUGUUCUUAACCUUUAUUAAAGUGCAAAAUUUGAAAGAUAAGUCUCGUGUGGCCAGGAGCUUUGAUCACCUAGCUGGGUGGCAUCCGAUGAUCAAAACACUUUGCCAGUGUUCAAUUUCCAAAACGUUGCAGGAGGUUGCUGGUAAUAAUCGUGUCUACAGAAAUGAGAUAUAUCACUCUGCUGCAGAAUAUACACAGGUGUUGCAGGAAGUAGCAUCAGACCCAACUCUCCCUCGUACUAAAUCUGUUCGUUGUGCUGUAUGCGGCCAUGGGGAAGCUGUCUUCUUACAGUGCACAUCUUCUCUUUUCUUGGCCUUUUGGCACAGCAGCGGAGGCAACUUCAAGAGAGGAAGGCAUGGAACUGUUUUAUGUAUGCUGCAACCCAAACUGUGGGCAUCGGUGGAGAGAUUGAAGCUUUUCUACCCAGAAUUUAAAGCUCUAUAUGCUGAUGCAUAUGGACUCGUGUCAGUUUCACCCCUGAAUCCAAAUAUGGCUCUAGAUUCCUUAUUGAUCACUGGAUGCAAAUACCGACUUGUGUUGUUUUCGCUUCUGAAUCCCAUUACGACGUUAGUUGUUCAAGCUUCAGUGGAUUCAAAACUGUCACCAUAUAGAAUAUGCAUAUGUAUGCGUUCAACUUAA